AUUUUGGAUUUCCCUCCAUGCGCUGCGUUCUGGAAUGGCGAGGCCCGAUGGCGCCGUGGAUGAGGAGGAGGAAGGAGGAGGAGCGCGAUCGGCAGCGGCCAUGGAAGAGGAGGAGGAGGAAAGCCUCCUACUAGAUCGAGAGGAGGAGGAAGUGGUUUUUAAGAACGACGAUGAAGAAUCCAGUGAGGAUUAUCGGCCGGGAGGGUAUCAUCCAGUGUGCGUAGGGGAUUUGUACAAGGAUGGCCGGUAUUUGGUGCGCAAGAAGCUCGGAUGGGGGCAUUUCUCUACCGUUUGGCUUUCCAGCGAUCGGCACAAUGAAAAUAAAAAUAUAGCACUCAAGAUCCAAAAGAGUGCACAACACUACACAGAGGCCGCAAUGGACGAGAUCACAAUUCUCACACAAAUCAGCAAAGGAGAUCCCGAAAACAAAAAGUGUGUUGUCAAGCUGCUGGACCACUUCAGGCACACUGGUCCAAACGGGCAGCAUGUGUGCUUGGUGUUUGAGCUCCUGGGGGACAACCUUCUCACUCUCAUCAAGCGUCACGACUGCCGGGGACUGCCGCUGCAAGUGGUCCGUGAGAUCUCGGCACAGGUACUCGUUGGGCUGGAUUAUCUCCACAGGGAGCUGUCGAUCAUACACACCGAUCUCAAGCCCGAGAACAUUCUACUUACGACGCCUCUGCCGAAAGCAAGGGUCUUCGAUCACAAGAAUAAGUCUAGAGCCGAGGAGAACACCGACGCUACUGGCAAGGAAGGUGGCGACGAGUUUGACGGCAUUGCUACGAAUAAAAGUAUGAAGGAUCGAGAGCCUGGCAAAGCAGAGAUCGAAGCGUUCCAAGAUGCGUGGAAGAACAUCGGCUUGGACAAGAGUUGCCUCGAGGAUGCUCCGUCCGAUGUGGAGAAGCUGAUUUGCGAAGUAAAGAAGCCUCCACCGCUCGCCUCCAAUCGCAAGACCUCCCACGACGUAGACCUGCGGUGUAAGAUUGUGGACUUGGGGAACGCUUGCUGGACGUACAAGCAGUUCACUGCAGACAUCCAGACGCGGCAGUACCGGUGCCCGGAAGUUCUCGUCGGCUCCAAGUAUUCCACUCCCGCGGAUAUGUGGUCAUUGGCGUGCGUGGUUUUUGAGCUUGCCACUGGAGACGUUCUUUUCGAUCCACACACCGGAGAAGAUUACGACAGAGACGAGGACCACCUCGCUCUUACCAUGGAGCUUUUGGGCCGGAUGCCAAGGAAGGUUGCUCUAGGCGGACGGUACUCACACGACUAUUUCAACCGUCACGGUGAUCUGAGGCACAUCCGGAAGCUGCGAUUCUGGCCCCUCAAGAGAGUGCUGGUGGAGAAAUACGACUUUUCCGAAGUUGACGCACAAGAUCUGUCGAGCUUCCUGUGCCCGAUCCUGGAGUUCGUCCCGGAGAAGCGCCUCACCGCCGCACAGGCGCUGCAGCACUCGUGGCUCAACUCGGGGCCGCUGCUCGUGACUCCGUCGCCAGCGAUCAUCGCGGAGGAGGAGGCCAAACUUCUCUCGAGCGAGCAAACGCUGAGCAAGAGCGACGACGCUGCUGCCUUGGCACCACCACCACCCUCGAAGCUGACGAGCGCCAAAGCUGAUGAUGCUCGGGUGGUACCAAAGUUCGCUGGAAUUCACCGGCUUGCUCAUAUACUUGGUGGAUGGAAUCUCUUGAAGAUUGGUCUCCUUUGGAACCCAUUCAAGUUUAGCUUCUCCAAGCUCUCGAGGUUCUAAGCAGGAGCUAGAAUAUUCCAUACUCAUAUUCUAUAUUGGUAAGCAUAUUCUAUAUUCG
Messenger RNA from Selaginella moellendorffii, 1802 nucleotides. Its product is annotated as serine/threonine-protein kinase SRPK. The coding region runs from base 35 to 1744 and encodes 569 amino acids. Gene Ontology annotation, biological process: regulation of mRNA processing; protein phosphorylation; spliceosomal complex assembly. Gene Ontology annotation, molecular function: ATP binding; protein kinase activity. Lineage: Eukaryota; Viridiplantae; Streptophyta; Lycopodiopsida; Selaginellales; Selaginellaceae. The transcript is spliced from 6 exons. The record is from RefSeq and is a predicted model, not a curated record.